Molecule: messenger RNA, 1095 nt
Organism: Tympanuchus pallidicinctus (lesser prairie-chicken)
Lineage: Eukaryota; Metazoa; Chordata; Aves; Galliformes; Phasianidae
Product: WAP four-disulfide core domain protein 8-like
Exons: 5
Coding region: 259-1005 (248 amino acids)
Cellular component (GO): extracellular region
Molecular function (GO): serine-type endopeptidase inhibitor activity
Source: RefSeq, a predicted model, not a curated record
UGCAGAGCCGUGCUGUGCUGUGCCCUGCCAAACCGCGUCGUGCCGUGCCGAGCCGAGCCGAGCCGAGCCCAGCCCUUCCGUGCAGAGCCGUGCCAAGUGAAGCCAAGCAGUGCUGAGUCGAGCUACAUAGUGGUUAGCCAAGCUGUGUCGAACCGUGCUGAACCAAGCCGGGAGGAGCCCCGACGUUGCGCAAGGCCCAGGGCAGGGCACCGGACCGUACAUAAGGUCGCCAGGUGUGGGCGUUGUGAGGGCAGUGCCAUGGAGCCGGGUUUGCUGCUGCUGUUGCUCCUAACGGCCCCCUGGGGCCAGGGCUGGGCGACUUCGAGGCACGCAUCGGGGGAGAUGGCACGGACAGACCGGACAGACCGUCCCUCCGUGCAACCCGGGGAGCCUGGUAAGUGCCAAGAGAUCAGCAUGACCAUCACGAGCCCCCGUAACAACGUCUGCUCCUCAAAGUGUGCGGGGAGCACAGGAUGCAGACAAGAGUGCCAGCAAGCGAAUGAAGAUUUCCAACCACGGAUUGACCCCGACCCAACGACCAACUGUGUGAACAAAUGCAGAGAUGACGGCAACUGCAGGGGCAGCAGGAAGUGCUGCCGCAUCAGGUGCCGGUUCCGCUGCCCGCAGCCAGUACCAGCCGGACCGGACACCUUCCCCAAGAAGAAGGCGCCACACGCCAUCGGCUGCCGCAACAGCACCUGCAGCGGUGACACCGAGUGCCCCAACCACCCGCCGUGCUGCCCACCCCUGCGCAGGAGCUCCAGGCUCAGCGUCUCUCUGUCCCUGCUGGGCUUGGGCUGCCGCUGGUGCUCUGACCCCAGGCAGUUGUGCCACCUGGCCCCGGAGCGCGGCCCGUGCAGGAGGCGCCUCUAUCGCUACGCCUACAUCCCUGCCUUGAGGUCGUGCCGCGUGUUUGUGUACAGCGGCUGCGGGGGGAACGUCAACAACUUCCGUACGGCGGAGGAGUGCCGGCAGGUCUGCCAGUACGGGCUGGAUAAGCGCUGACCUCCGGACAUCACAGCCCGCCCAGAUCUGCAGAGCCGACCGUUCUGCCCCACACAAUAAAGCCGCCAGGACGCCUGGCUUGGAGCAGCA